Closterium sp. Naga37s-1 is the source of this 4740-nucleotide messenger RNA. NCBI's taxonomy places the organism in Eukaryota, Viridiplantae, Streptophyta, Zygnematophyceae, Desmidiales, Closteriaceae. The record is from the annotation of a GenBank genome assembly.
AUGGGCCAAUUUUCCAUUUGCCCAUCCCCUCUUUGUCUAUCCCUUCACACGUCCCAUUCCCCAUGCGCCUAUUCCCCCAUGCGCCUAUUCCCCCAUUGCGCCUAUUCCCCCAUGCGCCUAUUCCCCCAUGCGCCCAUUCCCCCCAUGCGCCCAUUCCCCCAUGCGCCCAUUCCCCAUGCGCCCAUUCCCCCAUGCGCCUAUUCCCCCAUGCGCCCAUUCCCCCAUGCGCCUAUUCCCCCAUGCGCCCUAUUCCCCAUGCGCCUAUUCCCCCAUGCGCCUAUUCCCCCAUGCGCCCAUUCCCCCAUGCGCCUAUUCCCCCAUGCGCCUAUUCCCCCAUGCGCCCAUUCCCCCAUGCGCCUAUUCCCCCAUGCGCCUAUUCCCCCAUGCGCCCAUUCCCCCAUGCGCCUAUUCCCCCAUGCGCCUAUUCCCCCAUGCGCCUAUUCCCCCAUGCGCCUAUUCCCCCAUGCGCCCAUUCCCCCAUGCGCCUAUUCCCCCAUGCGCCUAUUCCCCCAUGCGCCUAUUCCCCAUGCGCCUAUUCCCCCAUGCGCCCAUUCCCCCAUGCGCCUAUUCCCCCAUGCGCCUAUUCCCCCAUGCGCCCAUUCCCCCAUGCGCCUAUUCCCCCAUGCGCCUAUUCCCCCAUGCGCCCAUUCCCCCAUGCGCCUAUUCCCCCAUGCGCCUAUUCCCCCAUGCGCCUAUUCCCCCAUGCGCCUAUUCCCCCAUGCGCCCAUUCCCCCAUGCGCCUAUUCCCCCCAUGCGCCUAUUCCCCCAUGCGCCUAUUCCCCCAUGCGCCUAUUCCCCCAUGCGCCCAUUCCCCCAUGCGCCUAUUCCCCCAUGCGCCCAUUCCCCCAUGCGCCUAUUCCCCCAUGCGCCUAUUCCCCCAUGCGCCCAUUCCCCCAUGCGCCUAUUCCCCCAUGCGCCUAUUCCCCCAUGCGCCCAUUCCCCCAUGCGCCCAUUCCCCAUGCGCCCAUUCCCCCAUGCGCCCAUUCCCCCAUGCGCCUAUUCCCCCAUGCGCCCAUUCCCCCAUGCGCCUAUUCCCCCAUGCGCCUAUUCCCCCAUGCGCCUAUUCCCCCAUGCGCCUAUUCCCCCAUGCGCCUAUUCCCCCAUGCGCCCAUUCCCCCAUGCGCCUAUUCCCCCAUGCGCCUAUUCCCCCAUGCGCCCAUUCCCCCAUGCGCCUAUUCCCCCAUGCGCCUAUUCCCCCAUGCGCCUAUUCCCCCAUGCGCCCAUUCCCCCAUGCGCCUAUUCCCCCAUGCGCCUAUUCCCCCAUGCGCCCAUUCCCCCAUGCGCCCAUUCCCCCAUGCGCCCAUUCCCCCAUGCGCCCAUUCCCCCAUGCGCCCAUUCCCCCAUGCGCCUAUUCCCCCAUGCGCCCAUUCCCCCAUGCGCCUAUUCCCCCAUGCGCCUAUUCCCCCAUGCGCCUAUUCCCCCAUGCGCCUAUUCCCCCAUGCGCCCAUUCCCCCAUGCGCCUAUUCCCCCAUGCGCCUAUUCCCCCAUGCGCCCAUUCCCCCAUGCGCCUAUUCCCCCAUGCGCCCAUUCCCCCAUGCGCCCAUUCCCCCAUGCGCCCAUUCCCCCAUGCGCCUAUUCCCCCAUGCGCCUAUUCCCCCCAUGCGCCCAUUCCCCCAUGCGCCUAUUCCCCCAUGCGCCUAUUCCCCAUGCGCCCAUUCCCCCAUGCGCCUAUUCCCCCAUGCGCCCAUUCCCCCAUGCGCCCAUUCCCCCAUGCGCCCAUUCCCCCAUGCGCCUAUUCCCCCAUGCGCCUAUUCCCCCAUGCGCCCAUUCCCCCAUGCGCCUAUUCCCCCAUGCGCCUAUUCCCCCAUGCGCCUAUUCCCCCAUGCGCCUAUUCCCCCAUGCGCCCAUUCCCCCAUGCGCCUAUUCCCCCAUGCGCCUAUUCCCCCAUGCGCCUAUUCCCCCAUGCGCCUAUUCCCCCAUGCGCCCAUUCCCCCAUGCGCCUAUUCCCCCAUGCGCCUAUUCCCCCAUGCGCCCAUUCCCCCAUGCGCCCAUUCCCCCAUGCGCCCAUUCCCCAUGCGCCCAUUCCCCCAUGCGCCUAUUCCCCCAUGCGCCCAUUCCCCCAUGCGCCUAUUCCCCCAUGCGCCCAUUCCCCCAUGCGCCUAUUCCCCCAUGCGCCUAUUCCCCAUGCGCCUAUUCCCCAUGCGCCCAUUCCCCCAUGCGCCUAUUCCCCCAUGCGCCUAUUCCCCCAUGCGCCCAUUCCCCCAUGCGCCCAUUCCCCCAUGCGCCCAUUCCCCCAUGCGCCCAUUCCCCCAUGCGCCUAUUCCCCCAUGCGCCCAUUCCCCCAUGCGCCUAUUCCCCCAUGCGCCUAUUCCCCCAUGCGCCUAUUCCCCCAUGCGCCCAUUCCCCCAUGCGCCUAUUCCCCCAUGCGCCUAUUCCCCCAUGCGCCCAUUCCCCCAUGCGCCUAUUCCCCCAUGCGCCUAUUCCCCCAUGCGCCCAUUCCCCCAUGCGCCCAUUCCCCCAUGCGCCCAUUCCCCCAUGCGCCCAUUCCCCCAUGCGCCUAUUCCCCCAUGCGCCUAUUCCCCCAUGCGCCCAUUCCCCCAUGCGCCUAUUCCCCCAUGCGCCUAUUCCCCCAUGCGCCCAUUCCCCAUGCGCCUAUUCCCCCAUGCGCCCAUUCCCCCAUGCGCCCAUUCCCCCAUGCGCCUAUUCCCCCAUGCGCCCAUUCCCCCAUGCGCCCAUUCCCCCAUGCGCCUAUUCCCCCAUGCGCCUAUUCCCCCAUGCGCCUAUUCCCCCAUGCGCCUAUUCCCCCAUGCGCCCAUUCCCCCCAUGCGCCCAUUCCCCCAUGCGCCUAUUCCCCCAUGCGCCUAUUCCCCCAUGCGCCUAUUCCCCCAUGCGCCUAUUCCCCCAUGCGCCCAUUCCCCCAUGCGCCUAUUCCCCCAUGCGCCCAUCCCGCCAUGCACCCUUUCCCCCAUCCGCUUAAAACUUUGCCAUAAAUAUCAGUCAUGCUAUUUUUGUAAGAAUUUAACUAAGGAAUCAUAUUCCUGCUUUUGCCUUUUCCCCAUGAAUGCGCCCAUCCCCCAUCCAUGCGCCCAUCCCCCCAUCAAUAUGCGUCUAUUCCCCCCUGUCUCCCAUGUGCACAUCCCCUUCUGCACACAUCCCCCUUACAAACCCAUUCCCCCAUGCGCCCCGUUCUCGCAUGCGCCCAUCCCUCCACUCCUCCCUCUAGGCGGGGGUAUUCACCAUGAAGUUCAGUCCGGAUGGGGAGGAAGUGCGGGGGUAUUCACCAUGAAGUUCAGUCCGGAUGGGGAGGUCAUUGCUUCGGGUUCACAAGACAAGGAGAUCUUCCUGUGGCGCAUAGAGGGCGAGUGCGACAACUACAUGGUGCUCAAGGGCCACAAGAACGUGAUUCUCGAGCUGCAGUGGACGUCAGACGGCCACAGCAUCGUGUCUGCCAGCCCCGACCAGACCGUGCGGGCUUGGGACGUGGAGACAGGGAAGCAGUGGACGUCGGAUGGCCACAGCAUCGUGUCUGCCAGCCCUGAUCAGACCGUGCGAGCGUGGGAUGUGGAGACGGGGAAACGGGUGAGAGCGGGAGUGGGCAUGUGGGGCCAUGUGGGAUUUGGAGACAGGCAAGCAGAUAAAGAGGAUGGCGGAGCAUUCAUCAAGAAGAUGGCAGAGCACUCCUCGUUUAUCAACAGUUGCUGCCUUUCUCUGCCUCUCCGUGACUCUCUCGUCUUCCUUCCCCCACCCCUCCCCCGCCUCCUGCAACAGAUCAAGAAGAUGGCGGAGCAUUCGUCGUUCGUCAACAGUUGCUGCCCGGCCCCCAGAGGCCCGCCGCUCAUCGUCAGUGGCAGCGACGACGGCACGGCCAAGCUUGGCAGCGACGACGGCAUGGCCAAGCUGUGGGACAUUCGCGUUCGCGGGUGCAUCCAGACGUUCCCCGACAAAUACCAGGUGGGUGAACCCUCGUAUGCUACUUUAGUGGUUGCUGCCUGCCACCCAGAGGCCCCCAGAAGCCCUCCGCUGAUAGUCAGCGGCAGCGAUGACGGCACGGCCAAACUGUGGGACAUGCGCGUGCGCGAAUGCAUACAGACUUUCCCUGACAAGUACCAGGUGGGUGAUCCCUCGUCCGCUGCUUUAGGGGCUGCUGCCCCGGCCCCUGACGACCCCCGCUCAUCGUCAGCGGUCACUGCCGUGGCAUUCUCUUACAACGGGGACAAAGUGUACUCGGGCGGAAUCGACAACCAAAUAAAGGUCUGGGACCUUCGAAAAUCAGGCGGCACAUCAACAGCAGCAGGGGCGGGGGGAGAGGGCGCAGCAGAGGGCGGAAGCGGAGAGACCGGGGGCGGGGGCGGCAAAGGAGCGGAGCCGGUGAUGAGGCUGCUGGGGCACACAGAUACGAUCACGGGCAUGAGGGUCAGCCCGGAUGGGGCGUAUCUGCUCACCAACGCCAUGGACUGCACCCUGCGCAUCUGGGACCUCCGGCCCUACGCCCCGCAGAUUGGAUACCUCAUUCCCACCUCCACCCCUUUGCGACGCAUCCACCAUUCUAACACCCCUGUGCUUCCCUCCUCCCCGUUCUCCACAUACGAACCCUCCCAUGCCGCGCCUUCCGCCUUCCGCCCCCACUCUGCUCCCCCCGCUCCUCUCCCUCCGCUCCUCUCCCUCCGCCCCUCUCCUUCCGCCCCCCUCCCUCCGCCUGUCGCCCUCCGCCCGUCGCCCUCCUCCCCCUUUCUCCCUCCACACCAACCCUCCCGCCCCUCUGCACAGUGGGCACCAGCACAGUGGGGAGGAGAUCCCUGA